AUGCCGGUUGUUCUCCAAGCAGGCUCUUUUGGCCGAAUAAGGCUGAUAUAUGUUUUAGUGCAGUAUGUUGACGAAACGCCCAAGUUUGGCCAUACGGCUGUGGAUUCAAGCAGCGGAACCCCAAUCUUGAACAGCUCGGCCGCUGGCGUCUCACCUCCAACACCGGCUUUUACCCCGUCUCACUAUAGUCAUAUUUAUGGCUCUACGCCAGAGACCCUGACGACCAUUGACGCUCCGAAGAACUAUGGCCAUGCCCCCUGGCCCCGUAUCAGUCCACGAGAGGCAUGUCUCCUUCGGUAUUUUAUCGAGGAACUCUCACGUUGGUUCGACCUCACCGACCCGCACAACAACUUCGCUACUUCGAUACCGCAGCGCGCCCGCUCCAACCCGAUUUUGCUUGAUGCCAUCCUCGCCGCAUCAGCCCGCCACUUUAGCACCCUUCCAUCAGACCAAAAGGCGCAUAUUAUGUCUCACUAUGGCCUCUCACCAUUGCCAUCACAUAUCCAUGACUCGAACUCCGAGUUGAGUAUCACUGAGGAGACAGUCAUUCACUAUCAUAGUCGUUGCAUUGCGGAGCUACGGGUGCUCGCUAAUGAGCCACAUGCUGUCAUGGACGAGGACCUCCUUGCUGCGGUGGUCGUGCUGAGGUUCUUCGAGGAGUUGGAUAACCCCUUCACAUCACCACCCACCGAAACAGCCUUGCACGGCCUUCAUGUUUUCCUCCGCGCGCAGGCCUCAUCUGCCCUUCUGGUUCCUGGUCCUCGGCAAGCAUCAUUCUGGAUCGGAUUCAGGCAGGAAUUCAACCUGGCAUUCUCGCAGCAGCGGAAUACGAACUUGCCACUCGAGAUUACGGACUCGUAUCUGAUUUUCACAGGAGCCGAAGAUCAUGUCUGGACAAAUCGGCUGGUUGUGCUGGGGGCGAGGGUCCUGGAGUUCUCCUAUGGUUCCAGCCCAAGCAAUGACCUGGAAUUCAACGAGCUUGUCCGGUUACGGGACGAAUGGGUCGACAAGAGACCGCGAUCCUUCGCACCUAUCUACACCGAAAGUCCCGACAUGGACACCGCCUUCCCCAAAAUCUGGUACACAGACGACAGCCACAUAACCGCGGCACAAACCCUACUACUUAUCAACAUCCUCCUCCUCGCAUACUCGCCCUCCAUCCCACGAAUCGGACCAUCACGCAGACAAACGCUCGAGUCCAUCGACGCACAAAUUAGGACAAUAGUGCUAGAAAUCUGCGGGAUGGCGCUGUCAAAUCGGCAGAGCAGACCAGCGGGCUUGACGGCGUGCAUUGCGAUCAAUCUAUGUGCGGAUCGGUUUACGGAUCCCCAAGAGCAAAGGGCGCUUAUGGGGUUGGUUGUUGGCACGACGAGGGAUAGUAAUUAUUGGCCAACGAAAGAGGCGGAACGGAGGUUGAGGGGGAUUUGGGGUUGGGAUGGGGAUGAUGAUUGA
Aspergillus mulundensis is the source of this 1452-nucleotide messenger RNA. RefSeq lists its product as uncharacterized. The coding region runs from base 1 to 1452 and encodes 483 amino acids. Gene Ontology annotation, biological process: positive regulation of transcription by RNA polymerase II. The transcript is spliced from 3 exons. Gene Ontology annotation, molecular function: transcription cis-regulatory region binding; DNA-binding transcription factor activity. Gene Ontology annotation, cellular component: nucleus. NCBI's taxonomy places the organism in Eukaryota, Fungi, Ascomycota, Eurotiomycetes, Eurotiales, Aspergillaceae. The record is from RefSeq and is a predicted model, not a curated record.